UUUAAGGCCCCAAGACUCAUCCCCGUCGCUUUUCGUCAGAAAUCUCUUCCUUCCUUCGUUUCUUUCCUUGGCCUCUCCUCUCCAGUCUCUCCUCGUGCUCUCCCUCCAUGGGAUCCAAGGCGCAAAUGCGCUGUGUUCCUCUCCUACUCCGCUGCGUUUCUUUCGCCCUCGUGGCCUCUUCGUGGGGCGCGACGGUGGCCAGAUUGAACCCGCCCGCGUGCGAUCUGUUCGAUGGGAGCUGGGUCUACGACUCGUCCUACCCUCUCUACGACUCAGCGAGUUGUCCCUUCAUCCGCCGCGAGUUCGAUUGCCUCAAGUAUGGCCGCCCCGAUAUGAUGUACCUCAAGUACAGGUGGAAUCCCAAUGGCUGCGACCUCCCAAGAUUUGAUGGUCGAGACUUAUUGAGGAGGUGGAGAGGAAAGAAGAUAAUGUUCGUGGGUGACUCGUUAAGCUUGAAUCAGUUCGACUCGCUCCUGUGCCUUCUUCACGCGGCCGUGCCCAAUGGCAGGACAAGAUCUAACAGAACCGACGCCCUCACCACCGUCACAUUUGAGGACUAUAAGGUGACGGUGAUGUACUACAUCACCCAUUAUCUGGUGGACGUUGUGAGAGAGAAGAUUGGACGGGUUCUUAAGCUCGACUCCAUCGAAGGUGGUCGAGUGUGGCUCCGCGCCGACGUGCUCAUCUUCAACACAUGGCAUUGGUGGCCUACCAGGGGACCCGCCCAGGCAUGGGAUUUUAUUCAGGACGGCCGCAAGAUAGUUAAAGACAUGGACCGCACAGUGGCUUUCUCCAAGGCACUCGCCACAUGGGCCAGAUGGGUGGACUCCAGCAUCAUUCCAGCCACAACCAAAGUCUUCUACCAGGGAAUCUCUCCAUCCCAUUACCAUGGAGAGGAUUGGGGGGCGUCGUACAAGGAAAGUUGUUCGAGGCAAUCAGAGCCAUUGAACGCAUCAACUUAUCCCGGAGGUCCAGCGCCACAAGAAGCAAUCGUGAAGAAUGUUUUGAGCACCAUCUCGAAGCCAGUGUAUUUGCUGGACAUAACCUUCCUCUCACAGCUCAGGAAAGAUGCUCACCCGUCAAAGUAUGAUGGAGUCGGCUUCCAAAAUGACUGCAGCCAUUGGUGUCUUCCGGGCCUUCCGGACACGUGGAACCAGCUCAUGUAUGCAGCUGUUAUGAGAUAAGAGUUAGGUAGCAUUUAGGACUUUCUUGAGAUUAAAUAGGUGGGGAAAGGAAUUCAUUUAUUGAAAAGAAUAAUGGUACAAAUUAUAUUUCUCAAAUAGAAUAAUGGAUCAAUUUGUGUCAUUUAUAUGUAUCCGCUCGCUCUUCCUUGAAAUUGCUAAUAAAGUAUUUGAACAUGAAAUUGAUGUACAUUGUCCCUCA
Molecule: messenger RNA, 1383 nt
Organism: Phoenix dactylifera (date palm)
Lineage: Eukaryota; Viridiplantae; Streptophyta; Magnoliopsida; Arecales; Arecaceae
Product: protein trichome birefringence-like 38
Cellular component (GO): Golgi apparatus
Molecular function (GO): O-acetyltransferase activity
Source: RefSeq, a predicted model, not a curated record